AGUCCAUGGCAAACCCUAAUCUUGUAUAUAAAGGAGUAACUCCUCCACAAGUGUAGACUCAGGGCAUGCAAACAGAUCGAGCACACUCAGUUUCUUGAUUAGACCCACGGAAAGAAAAUUGCUUGGAACCGCCUCUCGCGGCUUCGAAAGGCGACGAGAUGGGUCCGGGUCGAGUUAUGGCUCUUGCGGUGACCCUGGCCGCGCUGUGUGCUGGAGCCGCGGCUCAAUCCGGGUGCACCGGUGUGCUCAUAGGCCUCGCGCCGUGCCUCAGCUUCGUGACGGGGAGCUCGUCCACCCCGUCCUCCUCGUGCUGCUCGCAGCUGGCCAGCGUGGUCCAGUCGCAGCCGCGGUGCCUUUGCAUGGUCCUCAACGGCGGCGCUUCGUCGUCCCUAGGCGUGACCCUGAACCAGACCCUGGCCCUCGCGCUCCCCGGCGCCUGCCACGUGCAGACCCCGCCUGUUAGCAAGUGCAACGCUUCCGGUGGCACGGAUGCUCCAGCCGGCUCGCCAGAGAGUUCGCCGAGCGACGUAUCAGGGGGAUCCAAAGAAGUUCCAUCGACUGCGGGAAGCUCCACCAGCCACGGAAUCGCGAAGAUGCCUCCGCCGCCGCUUCCUCUCGCGGUGCUCUCGGUCUUCAUGGCGACGCUCGGAUACGUCCCCAUGGCUGUCUGAAUUUCCACAUUCCUCGGCGAUGUAUAACGCCGAACUAAUAAAUUAUGUUACGUGUGCUUGUGCUUGUGCUUGUGCUUGUGCUUGUGCUUGCGCUUGCGCCCCCGUGCGCGCGCUCCGCCAUUAUCCAUUUCCCUUUCGUCAAAGUAUGUGUGCUUGUGCUUGAUAUAACAUGUAAUCCCGCUUUACAUAUUUCCCUCGCUAUGGUAUUGUCUGUCAUUUCACCACUAUCAAAAUGAAUGACUACUACUAUUGGAAUA
Molecule: messenger RNA, 928 nt
Organism: Rhodamnia argentea
Lineage: Eukaryota; Viridiplantae; Streptophyta; Magnoliopsida; Myrtales; Myrtaceae
Product: non-specific lipid transfer protein GPI-anchored 26-like
Exons: 3
Coding region: 159-671 (170 amino acids)
Biological process (GO): lipid transport
Molecular function (GO): lipid binding
Source: RefSeq, a predicted model, not a curated record